Messenger RNA from Penicillium arizonense, 264 nucleotides. RefSeq lists its product as uncharacterized. The record is from RefSeq and is a predicted model, not a curated record. The coding region runs from base 1 to 264 and encodes 87 amino acids. Lineage: Eukaryota; Fungi; Ascomycota; Eurotiomycetes; Eurotiales; Aspergillaceae. The transcript has 2 exons.
AUGGCACGCCGACCUCCGAGUCCUUCCAUCAGACGUGUUGUGUACAGAAAUGGCAGUAGCGAGUGGACCAUGCAGUUGGCUGUUUCGGUACUCGGCAAAUCGAUAAUCUAUGUGCUUUCAUAUGCACUGGUGAAAUGGGUGCAGCUCUAUGGCUGUCCAAAGCUGUUCAAAGGCGGCGACGUAGUGGACAACAUCACCGUCAACGACAUCGUCAGCUCAACCACCUUCGCCAUACUUCACCUCCCAGAUGAGCUCAUCCAAUGA